This is a messenger RNA of Pichia kudriavzevii, 1914 nucleotides long. RefSeq lists its product as uncharacterized. Gene Ontology annotation, molecular function: DNA-binding transcription factor activity, RNA polymerase II-specific; zinc ion binding; RNA polymerase II transcription regulatory region sequence-specific DNA binding. Gene Ontology annotation, cellular component: nucleus. Gene Ontology annotation, biological process: regulation of DNA-templated transcription; cellular response to starvation. Lineage: Eukaryota; Fungi; Ascomycota; Pichiomycetes; Pichiales; Pichiaceae. The coding region runs from base 1 to 1914 and encodes 637 amino acids. The record is from RefSeq and is a predicted model, not a curated record. The transcript has a single exon.
AUGACCAAACGACUACCACCGGAGGUGAAACUCUCUAGGAAACCCACACGCGUGGCAUGCACCUUCUGCCACUCCAAACAUCUUCAGUGCGACGAGUCCCGGCCGUGCAAGAACUGCGUCAAAAGAGGAGUCUCUCCCUGUGUGGACAGUGUACGGAAACGGACACGAAGAGGCGAUAGGAGGGACAGUGGGGGUGGUAUGAAAAUGGAGGUGGAACACACGGUGAAGGAGGAAAGUGUGGUCAAGAUGGAGAAACACCCAGAUCAGGAACCGCAAGAGAAAAAUGUACACCCCGGAGAUGGAGGUAGGGCUGAUGAGGCAGACCCUUUACAAGGGAAAGUGAAACGCAAGCGGGGGAGGCCCGCCAAGGGUGAUGUGCAGGCCAAAGACGGUCCAGUAACCAAGAGGAAGUACAAGCCACGAGAGAAGAAGACCGCUAAAGGAAGAGGACGUCUAGAUCAACCGGUACCAAAGGAGCAAAAGGAGCAAACAAAUCAACAAAAUCAACAGAACCAGCAAAUUCAACAAAAUCAACAGCAUCUACCUCCAAUCCCUUCACAGUCCCACCUCCCGCUCCUCAAUCUUGCCAAUGUCUCUCUCUCGGGAUUAGGGCUAAACACGCUCACUCCAACACUCCCCUCCUUCUCAAACAUCAAAAGUCCCGUAUUUGAACGGCUUCCCUUUUCCCCAAACAUAAACAUGCCUAUUGCUGAUAAGGAUCGUGAUGGUAUCAACAACUUCAGCCUGGCGCACCCAAAUGGCGAAAGACAGGAACCUCUAAACAUGGUCAUUCCUCCUAGCAUCAAUGUAGAAGAGGCGCAAGUAUCUUCGUCAGUUACACAUGGCCACCAAUCUCCUGGUUCUCCCUUGACUUUCAGUGUCUCGAGCUCACACUCACGAACAAAUACCAAUAAGUCUGUCAGCCAAAGUAGCCAUCCACUCCUACCACCUCCAGAUGAAGCAUUCUCAGACAUGAAUUUGAAAAAAAAUAUAGUAUCAUCGCCAGCUUCACCUAUUAGUGACGAAUUCAACUUCAUCAAUCAACAACAACAACUGUUGGCCGCAGAAAAUCUGGGUAAUAACGCCGAUGGAGCAGAGAAUAACAGCAAUAAUGAUGGCGGGGACGAAGACGAUGAUACAGAAACAAGACCUUAUAUCAUAAUCAACUUAGAAAAUGGAACAAUGGUAUCUUCUUAUCCGGAUAACUCGACACCUAAUUCCUAUGCUUACAAUGCAGAUCACUCUCAGAUGCCGAACACGGCCAAGGAGAUUCCUAAAGAUUUUGAACAAAACGAUGACUAUACUUCGCCAUUGAUCAUGAGACACGUUAUCAAACAACCCGAUGAUAUAUAUCUGACCAACGUAGUGAAGGCCUACCAAUAUCCAAAAGCUUAUCAUGCCUUGAUUGCCUACCUGAAAAAAAGAUUCAAUAACCGUCAAUUAUUAGAGAUUGCUAAAUGCAUGGCUAAGUACAGGCCAAGUUUUAUUAGUGCAACCAAGAAUCUAUACGAAAAUGAUCUUAUCUUCACCGAACGAAGUUUCCAAAGAACUUUGUUGGAAUACGAGAACCUGAUAUCGAUGUCUCCAUCGCCGACUAUUAUUUGGAGGCGAACUGGCGAAAUAGUAGCGUUGACCAACGAAUUUGCAGUCAUGACUGGUUAUUCCAAAAUGAGUUUAUUAACUAAAAGAACAUUUAUUGUUGAAUUGAUGGAUGAUGAGAGCACAAUAAACUAUUUUCGAAGCUUUAGUGAAUUUGCCUUUGGUGAUUUGAAUGCAACACAUUUGACAGACUGCAAUUUGAGGAAAGCCGAUGAUAAUAAUUAUCUAAGAUGCUGCUGUGUUUGGACCAUCAAAAGAGACGUGUUUGAUAUCCCAAUGUUGAUUGUUGGGCAGUUUCUGCCUGUGUUAGAUUAG